Messenger RNA from Cryptococcus amylolentus CBS 6039, 1215 nucleotides. RefSeq lists its product as hypothetical. The record is from RefSeq and is a predicted model, not a curated record. The transcript is spliced from 13 exons. The coding region runs from base 1 to 1215 and encodes 404 amino acids. Lineage: Eukaryota; Fungi; Basidiomycota; Tremellomycetes; Tremellales; Cryptococcaceae.
AUGAAAGGCUUCACUGUAGCUCUCGUCUCUCUUCUCAUGGCCUGCGACUUCAGCAUCGCUCGUCCUAGUCUUCGUGCAUCCGACAAUUACAACCAGCUGGAAGUGCGCAAAAUCAGGCGAGACGACCCUGCGUCGCUUGCAGACCAUGCCGUACUCUUAGACCGCAGACAAGGCGGUGGUCGAGGAAGCGGUGGUGGCGGUCGAGGUGGCGGCGGCGGUGGUGGUGGAAAUGCCAACGCUGGCAACAACGCAGCCAACGGCAAUAACGGGGGCAACAACGGGGGUAAUAAUGGCAAUAACAAUGGUGCCGCUGCUGCCGCCUCUGCUUCGGCCGCUGCAGCUGCUGCUCAGGCAUCGGCUGCUGCCGCAGGUAACAAUGCGGCCAAGAAUGGGAACAACAACAACAACAACAACAACAACAACAACAACAACAACAACAACAACAACAACGGCAACAACGGCAACAACGGCAACAACGGCAACAACAACAACAACAACAACAACGGUAACAAUAACGCGGCCGCCACUGCUGUUGCGACCAACGAGAAUGGUCAAGCAGGCCCCGCGGUCCCCAAGCUUCAGGAGAAUACCGGUGGAACCACUCUUGACAAGAGCGUAUUAGUGUCAACCAAGGCCAACGCCAAUGCCACCGCGGGUGAAGCUGCCAGCGCUGUUAGUAGUAAUAACUUCAUCAACUUCUGUGAAGGGAACACCAUUACCAACGGUCUUCAGGUCAAGGAAGGUUCCUGCAACCCUAUCGUCAUGGGCCAGAUUCCUAGUACUCAGAACAUGGUUACGACUACCUUCUCUCAGCCUAAAAACGGAGCCACCAUCAAGGCCGGUCAGACCUUCACCAUGGCCUUGAAGUCCUCGGGCAUCACCAUGGGUUCUUUCACCAAUGCCCAAGCCAACUACUAUGCUGCUCCCCAGCAGGUUGAUUCGUCUGGUCAAGUCGUUGGACACGCCCAUGUUGUGAUUCAGGCCAUGAAAUCGAUGGACGACGAUUCCCUCCUCGACCCCAAUACCUUCGCAUUCUUCAAGGGUCUUGACAAGACCGAUGUCAAUGGCUUGUCUACUUUGGAUAUUUCGGGUGGCCUCGAAGCUGGUGCUUACCGAAUGUGCACCAUUAUGAGUAGCAGUAAUCACGCUUCUGUGAUCAUGCCCAUCGCUCAGCGAGGUGCCGAAAACACCUGUACCUAUUUCCAAGCAGCCUAG